This is a messenger RNA of Platichthys flesus (European flounder), 752 nucleotides long. It is a transcript of the gene smim1, whose product is annotated as small integral membrane protein 1. The record is from RefSeq and is a predicted model, not a curated record. The transcript has 3 exons. The coding region runs from base 294 to 521 and encodes 75 amino acids. NCBI's taxonomy places the organism in Eukaryota, Metazoa, Chordata, Actinopteri, Pleuronectiformes, Pleuronectidae.
AAAACAACCAAUCAGUUUAUGUGUGACCUUAGUAAACACAUGUACUGAGGCCAAGGUCUCUUUCCGAGCAGGAGGAAUGGCUCUGACAGUCUCAGUGUCAGUCGUGGUUUUUUAAGAGCUGGAGACCAGAGCUUUAUGUGCAGAGCGUUGACUGGUUCUGACUCAGAGUUGUCGAUGUUUUGUUGCACACAAUCCACUCGUCAUUCUCACUGUGUCAGAGUUCAUGUGUCCAGGCUGAGCAGUGAAGCAGUGAGUGAACAGUGAUUCCAGCAUUAACAAGCAAGAGAGGAAGGAUGUCCCACAUGGACUCCAACGGAGCCGGCAGCGUGCAGUAUGAUCGCUGGAACGAGGACAACGUCAACAUGAAUGUGGAGGCAUCACAGUCCACUGGGAUGAGGAUCUACAACAGAGUAUGUGUCGGUAACACUGGGGUAGUAGUGAAGACAGCAGGAGCUCUGGCUGCACUGGUGUCCAUCUACAUCAUAGGAUACGCAACAGGAUACUACAUCCAUAGGUGCUGAUGGUGGAGCCCAGCAAGGAGAGAAAACUGAAAGCCUCUGUUUCAAAGAUCAUUUUUAUACAAAACUCAAUUGAGCAUGCUUUCAACUUAAUUCUGAAGCAAAACCUAAUGAAUAUGUCUUAUUUUCAUAAAAUCUUACGGAAGUAAAACUCCAGUUUAUGAUGGAAUCGUGUGUCAUUGUUUUUGAUACAUGAAAACUGAAGUUGUAUUAAAGUUUAUUUAUUCUAAAUAA